GAGGGCGCUGCGCCUGCGCCAGAACGGCUGCCUAGCUCCCGGAAGCGGAGGGUCUACCCGAAGAGCGCCGCUGGGUCUGGGUGCCCGGAGGCAGAAGCGAUCGCGGAGCUCAUCCGUUGACCCCCGACUGCCAUGUCGGCCUUCGACACCAACCCCUUCGCGGACCCAGUGGACGUGAACCCCUUCCAGGAUCCUUCUGUUACCCAGCUGACCAAUGCCCCACAAGGUGGCCUGGCUGAAUUCAACCCUUUCUCAGAGACAAAUGCAGCGACAACGGUUCCUGUCACCCAGCUCCCUGGGCCUUCUCAGCCAGCAGUUCUCCAGCCCUCAGUGGAACCAACCCAGCCAGCCCCCCAGGCUGUGGCCUCUGCAGCCCAGGCAAGCCUGCUACGGCAGCAGGAAGAACUGGACAGGAAAGCAGCUGAACUGGAACGCAAGGAGCGGGAGCUGCAGAACACUGUGGCCAACUUACAUGUGAGAGAGAACAACUGGCCGCCCCUACCCUUGUGGUGUCCCGUCAAGCCCUGCUUCUAUCAGGAUUUCUCUACAGAGAUCCCUGCCGACUACCAGCGAAUAUGCAAGAUGCUCUACUAUCUAUGGAUGUUGCAUUCAGUGACUCUGUUUCUAAACUUGCUUGCCUGCCUGGCCUGGUUCUUAAUCGACAGCAGCAAGGGAGUGGACUUUGGCCUCUCAAUCCUAUGGUUUGUUAUCUUCACCCCCUGUGCCUUCCUUUGUUGGUACCGACCCAUCUAUAAGGCCUUCAGGUCUGACAACUCUUUCAGCUUCUUCGUGUUCUUCUUCAUAUUUUUUUGUCAAAUAGGAAUCUAUGUCAUCCAGUUGGUUGGCAUCCCUAACCUGGGGGACAGUGGUUGGAUUGCAGCCCUGUCUACACUGAAGCACGACUUGGCUGUGUCAAUCAUCAUGAUGGUGGCGGCUGGCUUCUUCACCCUCUGCGCUGUGCUCUCACUCUUCCUCCUGAAGCGGGUGCAUUCACUGUAUCGCCGGACGGGGGCCAGCUUCCAGCAGGCCCAAGAGGAGUUUUCCCAGGGCAUCUUCAGCAACAGGACCUUCCGCAGUGCUGCCUCGUCUGCUGCCCGAGGAGCCUUCCAGGGGAAUUAGUCCUCCUGACUUUCCUCCUGCCCCAGCCUUUUCUCUCACCUGCCUUCUGAACUGCACAUCCCAUGGGUGCCUUAAGCAGUGCUUAUGCCCAGCACAGACCCAGGAGGGUCUUGCCAUGGCUCUUCCUUCUUCCACAGCGACCAGCUCUCCCUUCUCACCCAAGGGAAGGGGAGGGAGGGACAGGGACUUUUUUUUACAUAAGAGAAAAGAAAAAAAACAAAGCUGCCUUUCCUUCUCAGGUGGUGGUUUGGUAGGAUUCUUUUCUCUCUGGAAGCAGUGGGACUGAAGUACACACACACACACACACACACACACACACCACCCCCAUCAUCCGCCACGUACACACUUGGGAUCACCAGCUGACCUGGGCCCACCCCAGCUGGAGUUGUAUUUCCGUCAGGGUCCUGGGCCUCCACUCCCCAAGCAGCAUGGCCUGAAUCUGGCUCCAUAGACUCAGCCUGUGGCUUCCACAGUCCUGUCUUCCCUUCCUGCCCUGGCUGGGGUAACUUCCCAAGAGCUCCCCUUUAGAUGAGCCACAGUCUGGGCUGGUGGACAGCUCUUUCCCCAGAUCACUGUGGACAGGUCUCCUGGCUUCCAGACUCUCUGGCCUGGUUCUCCAGCCUCUUCCCUCCCUCAUGUUUCUCUCAAACAGAUGUGUAUAGCCCUUUUGGUCCCCUGCACUCUCCUGGUGUGCACAGUACAUUGUGCCCUCUGGGGCCCUCCCUGAGUCCUUCCCUCUUUAGACUUACCGAAUGUGCAAUGGGGUUUGUUGGGAUAUGGGGAUGGGGAGGGACAGAGGAUGACCCGAGUUGUCCUGCCCAGCCUUUAGCGGUCUUCUGGGGGGAGGGCGGGGAUCUUACUGUCCCGAUGUGGGUUGUUUGUUCCUGUUUGUUUUGAUUUCCUUUCUUCCUGGGGGACAGCUGCAGUCUGCCUCUGCCAGAUUCUACCCACUUUGCACUCCACAUCAGCAAUAUCUAGCUUGUAUGACUCUUCAGGAGGACAGGAUACAUCAGGUCAGAGCUGCACCAUGCCAGCUAGACUGAUGAGCCUCCUUUUCAAGGGUUCCAGACUAAUCCUCCAGGGUUCCUCCAUAAUACCCCAAGAAGAGUCUAGGUCACCUUUCACUGGUUCUGGGGAUUCCCCAGGAAGUGUGUCACUGUGAUUAGCAACUAGGAGUCCACGGUUAACACCUGCACCCUGUCCUCUAGAACCUAUAGGGGUGGGUGUGUGGACUGAGGGGACUUCUCAAAAAGCUAGCCAAUCCAGUGGCAGCCAUGAGGCUGCCAGUCCAUUCUGCCCCAGAGCCACUGAAUAAUGGCAGUGACCAAGGUUUUUGUAAACUCCUUUCUGGUAUUUUUUUCCUCCAUGUACAAAUGUAUAUGUUAUGUCUCAAUUUUGUGUUUAAAUAAAAAGACAUUUUCAGACAACUA
Messenger RNA from Pteropus alecto (black flying fox), 2549 nucleotides. It is a transcript of the gene SCAMP2, whose product is annotated as secretory carrier membrane protein 2. The transcript is spliced from 9 exons. Gene Ontology annotation, biological process: protein transport. Gene Ontology annotation, cellular component: trans-Golgi network membrane; recycling endosome membrane. Bases 133 to 1119 code for a protein of 328 amino acids. NCBI's taxonomy places the organism in Eukaryota, Metazoa, Chordata, Mammalia, Chiroptera, Pteropodidae. The record is from RefSeq and is a predicted model, not a curated record.